UUGUUUUUCGUCAGGCGCCGGCGGUUGCUUAAACCCUAAACCCUGAGGAACACUCUCCUGUUUCCCGAUUCAAGAUAAUCGCAACAAUGGCGCGAGUGAUUCGAUCGUUGAGAAAAUCCCUUCAGUUUUCUUCGUAUUCUUCUUCUUCUUCUCACAAAACUCUAAUUUCGCAAGUGCGACGACAAAAUCUCAUCGCAUUCCGACCGGAAAACCCCUGCGUUUACUCCAACACACUGCGCCAUUACAUAUCUGACAUGCGUAGAUCCGCCUUCGAGGGCAACAUUCUCAGACUUCUUCGUAACGAAAUCCGAUAUGAACUCGAACGGUCUCCUCCCAACCAGGCUGUCACAAAAUUUGGCGCGUUUACAGUUGAUGAAAGGCUGGGCGAGCAGUGGAUCAGAUUGGAAAGAAAGUAUGCGGAGAAUGAAAAUAUAAAGAUUGAAGUGACCAUGUUUGAUCGAUCUAUUCCAGCUCCAAAAUCAGGAGGCAGUAGUGGUACUGUGGAGGAUGUGCUUCUUCACAUUACUGUUAUCGUCAACAUAACCAAAGGAGACAGCAGUGAUGUUUUGGAGAUCAUGUGCUCGGCUUGGCCAGAUAGUCUUGAAAUUGACAGGUUUUUCUUACGUCGAGGUGAAAAGAUGCCAGCUCAGCCCUAUGCUGGCCCUGAAUUCAAGGAAUUGGAUGAUGACUUGCAAAACUCACUCUAUGAAUAUCUUGAAGCAAGGGGGGUGGACGAUGAGCUUGCUGUUUUCUUGCAUAAAUAUAUGAACAACAAAGACAAAACUGAGUUCAUUAGAUGGAUGGAAACCGUAAAAUCAUUCAUUGAAAUUAAUUGAAAUUUUUUAUUCUGAAGUUUUUCCAGAUCAUAAUAGUUGUCUGCUGUUGGCGCUACUGGAUAUCUAUUUCUGGUAUGUAAUAUUGAUCCUAAUGUAAUGUAAUAGUAGACCAUCCAGUAUACGAGGUAUUUUACACAAAAAUAAAGGGGAUGAAGUUGGUGCGUA
Molecule: messenger RNA, 1001 nt
Organism: Momordica charantia (bitter melon)
Lineage: Eukaryota; Viridiplantae; Streptophyta; Magnoliopsida; Cucurbitales; Cucurbitaceae
Product: Mitochondrial glycoprotein family protein
Cellular component (GO): mitochondrial matrix
Source: RefSeq, a predicted model, not a curated record